Molecule: messenger RNA, 776 nt
Organism: Nomia melanderi (Alkali bee)
Lineage: Eukaryota; Metazoa; Arthropoda; Insecta; Hymenoptera; Halictidae
Source: RefSeq, a predicted model, not a curated record
AAAAUAUUGGAAGAAACGAAUCAGACAGGAUACUUCCUUUUAAGAUGUGGAUUGAUUUUCCAAUAUCUCUAACGCCAUACUACGAGAUAACUUUUAUUAUAGAGACGUUAUCGCUGUAUCAAAUCGGUGUGUGUUAUUUUUGCUUCGAUAAUUUCCUGUUCAUCAUGAACCUCCACGCGGUUACACAAUUCCGUAUACUACAGCACAGACUGGCAAACAUGGAGAAUCUGAAUGAGGAAGAAUAUGAUCGGAAGAAGUGCCAAUCACCUUUUACAAAAAAAUCUUAUGUUACAUUGAAAAGUUACAUUCAACAACACCAGUCAUUAAUUGCUUACUGCCAGAAGCUGGAAAAAGUAUUUAGCAUGAUCGCGUUAGGGCAAGUUCUUAUUCUCAGUCUGUUAAUUUGCUGUGAUGGAUGUCAAGUGCUUAUGGCAGAUGCACACAGUGAGAAACGUUUCAUUUUUGUGUUCCACUUGGCCGGCUGCUUAGGCCAACUGUUGAUGUUCACCUACAGUUGCGACGGUAUAAUGCACGCAAGCCAGAACGUGGCGAGAGGAGCAUACGAAACACCAUGGCAAAAUCUCACCAUGGAUAAGUAUGGAAACAGGAUGCGGAAGGAUAUAGUGUUUGUCAUCGCUAGAUCCAGAGUACCUUGCUGCUUAACAGCCCAAGGGUUCUUUGAAGUCUCUUUGGGAACAUACACUAGUGUUCUGAAUACGGCGGUCUCGUAUUUUACACUGUUGAAACACACUAUGGAAAGUACAGACAAUGACUGA